Molecule: messenger RNA, 246 nt
Organism: Funneliformis caledonium
Lineage: Eukaryota; Fungi; Glomeromycota; Glomeromycetes; Glomerales; Glomeraceae
Source: the annotation of a GenBank genome assembly
AUGGCAACACUUAUAUUUCCUACGACAUUCUCAGAUAUGAAAGACUUUCUGCCAGAUUUUCUGGAGAAUCUUUUAGCAUUACGGCAUACAUUAAUAGAUCUGGUUAAGAUGAUAAGGAUAAUCGCUCAAAAACGACUAAAUAUGCCAUCUCUGCCAUCAUCGCCUUUACACAGUACCACGGAUUCUCCUCCUUCUAUGAAAAAGCAAAAGCAAGAUCCUUUCGGAAUUUUAGAUAAUUUGUACUAA